Molecule: messenger RNA, 2229 nt
Organism: Melanotaenia boesemani (Boeseman's rainbowfish)
Lineage: Eukaryota; Metazoa; Chordata; Actinopteri; Atheriniformes; Melanotaeniidae
Gene: fpgs
Product: folylpolyglutamate synthase
Exons: 15
Coding region: 37-1770 (577 amino acids)
Biological process (GO): tetrahydrofolylpolyglutamate biosynthetic process
Cellular component (GO): cytoplasm; mitochondrion; cytosol
Molecular function (GO): tetrahydrofolylpolyglutamate synthase activity; ATP binding
Source: RefSeq, a predicted model, not a curated record
UGGUAGCCACUUCCUGUGACAUCUGAAACCCUCACGAUGGCGUGCCUGUCGCGUGUUCUGUUGCAAAGCUCCCGGUUUGCUGCUGUACUCAGAGAGCGGGACCGUGUGUGCACGUUGGCGGGCUUGGCAGUCAGGUACCACAGCACCAAGACGGCUCCCCAGUUACCGGGAAUGGAAUACCAGGAUGCCAUUUGCACCCUCAACACACUGCAGACCAAUGCCAGCGCUCUGGAGCAGGUCCGGCGGGAGAGGGGCCACCCUCAGCUGCAGCUGCAGGCCAUGAGAGGCUACCUGGAGCGAGCUGGGCUCACGGUGGAGGAACUAGACCAUCUUAAUAUCAUUCACGUCACCGGAACAAAGGGCAAGGGAUCAACGUGUGCAUUCACUGAGCACAUCCUGAGAAGUUAUGGCUUCCAUACAGGAUUUUACAGUUCUCCACAUUUGGUCCAAGUCAGGGAGAGGAUCCGGAUCAACGGGCAGCCCAUUGGAAAAGACCUUUUCACCAAAUACUUCUGGCAGGUUUAUGGACGGCUGGAUGAGACGAAGGACGCCCAUGGAGGGACGAUGCCGGCGUACUUCCGUUUCCUCACCAUCUUGGCUUUCCACAUCUUCCUUCAGGAGAAGGUGGAUCUGGCUGUAGUUGAAGUUGGUAUAGGUGGAGCGUAUGACUGCACCAACAUCAUAAGAAAGCCGUGGGUGUGUGGCAUCUCCUCCCUGGGUAUAGACCACACUCAGAUUCUGGGAGACACCAUUGAGAAGAUUGCCUGGCAGAAGGGAGGCAUUUUCAAGCCGGGCGUUCCCGCCUUCACCGUCAGACAGCCAGAAGAAGCCAUGGCUGUGCUCCGAGACCGGGCCAAAGAGAUCACAUGUCCUUUGUGGGUGUGUCCAGAGCUGGAGGAUUACCAGGCAGACUGUGGACCUCUGCACCUGGGCCUGGCAGGUCAGCAUCAACGCUUUAACGCUUCCCUGGCCCUCCAGCUGAGUCACACCUGGCUGCAGAGAAGAUGUGGACCAGAUAAAACCUUUCCCUCAACCUAUCUGGAGAACACCAGAGUACCUGAUGCCAGGCCCUUCAAGCCCAGCCCUGUCAUGGUGAAAGGGCUGGCAGAGACAGAAUGGCCCGGCAGAAACCAGACUCUGAAACAUGGAACAGUCACCUACUUCCUGGAUGGAGCUCACACCAUGCGUAGCAUGCAGGCCUGUGUACACUGGUUCAGAGAGACCGCAGCCCAGCAUGAGAGGAACGCAAGUGGUCCAGUGGUCAGAGUGCUGCUGUUCAAUGCCACAGGAGAGAGGGACUCUGCCGCCUUGCUGAAACUGCUGCAGCCGUCUCAGUUUGACUUUGCCGUGUUCUGUCCAAACAUCACCGAAGCCAUCGCCUCCUGUAACGCAGACCAGCAGAACUUCAACGUGUCGGUAGAGAACAUGCUGACUCGAUGUUUGGACAAUGAGAGGAGCUGGCGUCUCCACAACAGUCAAAUUUAUAAGAAAGGCCCGGAACUGCUGAUCGAGGGCAGCCUGCCGCUGGUCCCUGAGAAGGCUGCAGACACCCUGGUCUUCCCCUGCAUCCUCAGCGCCCUUCAGUGGAUCACCCAGGGAAAGGACGCUGUCUUGAAGGAGUCGGCUCAAAGAGUCUUACCAGUUAAACCCAGCAUCAUGGCCAAAGCUGCUCCUCUUUGUGAGGCAGCUGAGAUACACGUCCUGGUCACUGGAAGCCUCCAUCUGGUGGGAGGAGUCCUCAAACACCUGGAUCCAGAGUGCUCCAAGUGAAGCAGACUUUGUGAAUGGAGUCAGUUCAGAUCCAUCAGAUGGGGAGUGGGGGUGUAGGGGAGUAAAAUAUUUAUCUGUACAGCUGAUGUUAUAGAUGGUGAUUGUAGGUGUUCACCUGACCGGGAUCAGCUCCACCCACCACUGUUGUUGCCUUGGUUACCAGCACCAUCAUGGCAGCUCCAUCCUCACCCAGAGCCUUAAGAAGAGUGCAGAAACAUGUGGAGCUCAUGUGUUCAGUCAUACUUGAAGCUAAAUAUGUUUACAUGAGCAGCAGAUGGUGCUGAGGUGUGUGUCUGUGUGUGUGCGCGCUUAUCACUGAUGUCCCUGGAUCAGCCAGACAGGGUGGACAGUCUUUACAAUGUUUCUACAGAACCUGCACGGUAACGGGACCAGUAAUGACUUCUGGUUUUAACCCCUUCUGUUUUCAACACUUUCACCUUUCGUCUUUUUUGUUUGUUU